This is a messenger RNA of Oppia nitens, 2284 nucleotides long. RefSeq names its product tripartite motif-containing protein 2-like. Bases 74 to 2251 code for a protein of 725 amino acids. The transcript has 3 exons. Gene Ontology annotation, biological process: positive regulation of DNA-templated transcription; protein polyubiquitination; proteasome-mediated ubiquitin-dependent protein catabolic process. Gene Ontology annotation, molecular function: ubiquitin protein ligase activity; protein binding. The record is from RefSeq and is a predicted model, not a curated record. NCBI's taxonomy places the organism in Eukaryota, Metazoa, Arthropoda, Arachnida, Sarcoptiformes, Oppiidae. Gene Ontology annotation, cellular component: nucleoplasm; chromatin.
GUGUCCAAAAUAAAACACUCAAUUAAAUUACCGAUUGAUAGGUCAUCUCAAUUGACAAACAACUGUCAAAGAGAUGAGUGAAGAAACCGCUGACGACCAAUCUCAAUUGGGCCGCAAAAUGAUGACCUCUUCAACGUUGGUCGAGACGGUGUCAAUAAAUUAUGAAGAUUUCACCGAAGGUUUCUUAACGUGUGGCACAUGUCUAUACACAUACGAUGCCGGAGAGCACACACCGAAACUGCUUCCCUGUUCUCACACCAUAUGCCGCAUAUGUCUCGAGAGGAUUGUUGCGGCGGCCGGUCUUCGCGACCAAACGGGCGCUUUCCGUUGUCCCAUAUGUCGCGAGUCAAUACAAGUGCCGCGCGGCGGUGUUAUAGCUUUUCCGCCAUCGUUUCUGGUCAACCAAUUGCUAGACUUAAUGCAACGUCAAAGACGUGAAGUGAUUCCCAAAUGUUCGAGUCAUGUCUCACAGGAACUGCUCUUUUGUGAGACCUGUGACUGUGUCUUCUGUAGUGUUUGCACUAACGGUUCCCAUGGAUCAAACGGAGUGAACGAUGCAAACGAUGGACAGUUUAAUAGUAGUAACUGUGAACAUACGGUGAUACCGUUUUCAAUAGCUAUUAAACGGAUGUCCGAAAUAUUGUUAUAUAAAGCUCAUCAAUGCAUACAAAAAUUGAAUGAAUCGGCAGAAAAUGUGUUGAAUGAGAUGAGAAAAUUGGAUCAAAACGCUGAGCACGCCUUUGAAGACAUUAAUCGCACGUUUCAGGAGAUCAUUAAUAUUGUGGACCGAAGACGACAAGAAUUAUUGAGUUACGCAAAGAAAAUUAAAGAAGACAAACGAAAUGUAUUGACUGAACAGUUAAAUAUUAUUGAGACUGAAAAAGCAAAAGUAGAGACAGAAUGCUGUGGACUUGAAUAUCAGGUGGAAGUACGCAAUAUAAGCAAAAAGAUCUCAGAUCUUAACCAAAAAUUGGAUUCAGUUAAUACAUUGUUUGAUCCGAGAGAGAACUGUUUCAUACGUUACGAACAUUUACAUAACUCUGCCGUACAGGACAUCCAGGAGUGUGUCAACAGUUUCGGUACUAUAAGAACCAGUAAAACGUUUCCCUCUCUAUGCACUGCAACUGUUAGCAAAUGUUCGGCAAAUUUGCGUUCAAUCGCUCACAUAAUAGCUUACGAUUAUAACGGUAUGCGACAAAAGUUUGGCGGCGAUCCCGUCAGUGCCGAACUUAAACACAUUGCCGACGGAUCAACUGUUAGCACGAGAAUUGUGGACAACAGAGAUGGCACAUAUGAGGCUCAUUUCAAUUCACCCAAAGCAGGAGUUUAUUGUCUUAAGAUAACAAUCUUUGGCCGACCCAUCAAAGAUUUUCCACUAGAAUUUGAGGUUUCGGAACACAUAAAUCCAUUGUGUAUAUAUGGUUGUCGUGGAUCAGAUCAGCACCAGUUUAUACAACCUGUUGCACUUGAUAUCAGCCAAAAGGAUGAAAAGGUUUAUGUGUUGGACACCGGAAAUGGAAGAAUUAAAGUACUUAUGCAAAACCAUUGCAAUAACUCUCCGUUUAGUUUUGUUAAUCACAUUGAGGGUCACGGACUCGACAACAGAGCGGGAACUGGUAUUGCAAUGACAGCCAAUUCGGAAUCACUUCUAGUCAGUAAUUGGCGAAACAAAAAUAUCACUGAAUUAACGCUCGAAGGAGAGUUUGUUAGACACUUCAGUCAUCGUGACUUUAUUGAGCCGACAUGUCUAGCAGUGAACCCUAAGGGCGAUAUUGUGGUCGCAGAUAACGGAGCGCACACUGUAUUCAUUUUCCAUCCUUCGGGCAAACUUAACACCAGAAUAACAGGAAUUCCUUCGAAAACCAAAAAUAACAAUCAAAAGACUGAAUCAUUGGGUGUGAUCGGAGCCAUCACUUUCGAACCCAACGGUGAUAUAUUAGUGGCCGACUCGAGGAUACUAGUGUUCGAUGCAAACGGAAAAUUCAAAAAAGACAUCUAUAGUGAGGGCAAAAAUAGGGGUCAAUAUUGUGGAAUAACUGUUGAUAAUAAACAAAAUCUUUUGGCCACAAGAGUUGAAAAAUCCAAGAGCUUUAUCCAAGUGUUUGACUUGAUUUCUGGUCAGUUGAAGUUCUGCAUUGAUAGCAGUGAUGCCAAACUUAAACGACCGACCAGUUUAGUGACCACUAAUGACAAUCACGUAAUUGUCGUCGAUUUGGGCAACGAUUGUAUAAAAAAGUAUCGAUAUCUUUGAUGACUUAAAAAAAACACUCAUUUUAUUAUAUCA